Molecule: messenger RNA, 405 nt
Organism: Nicotiana attenuata
Lineage: Eukaryota; Viridiplantae; Streptophyta; Magnoliopsida; Solanales; Solanaceae
Product: classical arabinogalactan protein 9-like
Exons: 1
Coding region: 1-405 (134 amino acids)
Source: RefSeq, a predicted model, not a curated record
AUGGCUGAGAUGUACCAGGCAUGGAUGAAAGGGCAUCCUCCUCCAUCAUAUCCUGCCAACCCCACUUCCGUCCCACCGCUAGCUCAAGAACCCCCUGUCAUCGAUCUAUCCCCACAACAUACCCCAAGCUUCAACCUUUACCACCACUAUACGGGUUCCUCCUCCCAAACUGUCCAAGCUCCAUUAGCCAAAUCGACCGCAUGUCCCCCUCCACCAGCUACCCCAGUUUUAGUGGCACCUCCACCAGCCACCCUCCACCGGUCUUCCAGCGAACCAGCACUCCAAGCCCAAGACAACCAGUAUUACACCCCGGAGCCCACUUUCAAAAUCCCAGAUCAUUACUCAUACACCCCCCGUUUCGACCUUCCUGUCGAGACCGAGAAAUUACCCAAAAACCUGGAAUAG